Molecule: messenger RNA, 1183 nt
Organism: Amoebophrya sp. A120
Lineage: Eukaryota; Dinophyceae; Syndiniales; Amoebophryaceae
Source: the annotation of a GenBank genome assembly
AUGGCCACCGAACUGGGCAAACUUGUGGAUUUUGCUGUCAAGCAACGUAACCAGAAGGACCGGACGGGAGACGGGCUCAUCGCUGCAGACCACGCUGUGCAGAUUGUUGCUGAUGUUUUGUCUGUGCGGCCCGAAAGCCGCGCGGGGGACGUGAGGACCACCUCGUGCUCGUAUGGCAUUCUGAUUCCGCACAGGGAAGAUGAGUACCCAGAAAUGCCGGCAGGGUGGGAGCAAGAAAUGCCAUACCCGGCGAACAAGCACAAGGUUUUCACCAAGUAUUGGCUGGGCCGCAUGCAGUAUCGCAAGAAAAAAUAAACUGUGUAUAGUUUAACGCUGUAAUGCAGAACAUGCAACAGAAUUACUUUACACCUGUGCCUGUCAUGCCAGACAGCCAUCAAGUCCUCUUCUCGUGCGUGUUUUCCCUUACAACAAGCCACGCAUGACAGGUUAUUUUCUCUGUCAUGUAGUGUAAAUUUGUAAUGCUGUCAGCCAAUAAAGAAAGUUACACUACCACAGUUUUUUUCGCACGAUAUGCAUGGGACACAAGGUGCAGAGCCUGCGGGUGAACAUCAACCCGUAGCACAACCACCGCCAGAAGACCCGAUCCUUGUGUCUUUCUUUUGCCACUGCGUGCUGGUGCAGUGGAGGGAGCUAUUCGUGGAGCGGGUUUUGCACCCAUUGUCGGCGAAGGUGGAAGAGAUUGUCGAACCGCGCGAAAUCCGGGAGAAGCUAGCCGCGAAAAUAGCAGAGGCCGAACAAGAACUUAUUCAUCGUGCGUAAAGCUGAGCUGGUGCGGAGGGGUGCGCCAUGAAAUAGCUGGAGCAGUGUUUCUGAUAAAGGAAAAAAACUAGAACUAGAAGUGCCGAGCGUCACCUCCAAUAUUAUGUUCAUCAGGCCCGAUAGAAGUUGCUGCAUCUGCAACCGCAAAACCGAUGGUGCCGUGUCAAACAAAGCGGUGAAGGGGGAUGGUUUUAGAUGGUUUUGAAGGUGGUAAAAGAAUAUGGUUUUUCAGUGUUUGCAAUCAUGAAUUAUUGCGGCGCUCAUGUGGUUGUGGUUCGUUGAUUUCGUUUAGAGCGAAAAAAUGAAAAAGUCUCGUCUUGCAAGAAUAAGAAUGGAUCAUGUUGAAAAAUACAAAUCUGUGCAGCUGCAAGUGCAACCGAUACCGAAUAAAACUCAUCUAGAC